AUGGAGAAAAACUUGCUUGAAACUCUCCGGGAUUUCAUUCCUCGAAACUACCAGGCACAGCAGACAAGCAUCUGGCACAAAGUGCCCGUUUCUCGUCGUCUGGCGGUGUUCGUACUUCUUUUUUUGGGUCGAUUAGGCGAACUACGGGUUGUUUUGACCAAAAGAUCCUCAAAACUCCGAAAUUUCCCCGGUCAUAUCUCCCUCCCCGGCGGUAAAGCCGACAAUGGCUUAGAACUGCUGUGGAUGGUGUCUCGGCGGGAAAUGAGUGAAGAAAUCGGAUUAGGCGAGGAUAAUGUAUACCUCAAGGAGAAAUUUGGCGUCAGUAUUGAGCACUUGACCGAGCUCCCCUGCUAUCUCUCACGGACGUUCCUGGCUGUGCGUCCAUGUGUCGGAUUUAUGGACUAUCCACAUGAUCAUACCUCAGAGCAGAAGCUUUUGCACAGCUUAGAGCUCAAAAUUAAUCCUGGAGAAAGCUCCGGCAUCUUUCUGUGUCCGCUCCGGGACUUUCUUCUUGAGAAUUCGGCGUCAGACGAGAGAGAAUGCUUGGAAAGUACGCUGCAUGCCAUCAAAUGGGGUGGAAUUCCCUGGAAUUUGCGGUCGUUUACAUUUCCACAACACAAUCUGCAUGAAGCAGAGUGGUUGAAAGGAUUGGAGGAUCUCAGCGCAUCGGAGGAGGACUUUAGUUCGGAAGAUGAGAAACACAAGUUGCUCCGCGCAGAAGAACGGCAGCUGAAAAAGCGCAAACUCGAACUGUGGGGAAAAUUGGGCAGCCGCCGUGACUCGGUCACCCAACAAAAAAUCUACGACGUCUGGGGCCUAACUGCAAACAUCUUACACGAUCUUGCGGAGUUGAUCUAUAGAAACAAGGAGCUGAAAAACCGUGAGUUGGGUGAGGAGGAAUUGAUCUGGAGUAUCUGGAACUAUGGCGGGCAAAUGCGCGCGAAGGAGCGGUCUGAGGCAGAAUCUCGCUUGAUUCUGUCUGUUCCAGGCGACGGUGUGUCAUUCAGCGAGGUUCUUCCACGCACAGAGUUUAAUCGUUUGAAGCGGUUGUAUAAGAUGUGA
Molecule: messenger RNA, 1062 nt
Organism: Australozyma saopauloensis
Lineage: Eukaryota; Fungi; Ascomycota; Pichiomycetes; Serinales; Metschnikowiaceae
Gene: PCD1
Product: 8-oxo-dGTP diphosphatase
Exons: 1
Coding region: 1-1062 (353 amino acids)
Biological process (GO): coenzyme A catabolic process
Molecular function (GO): coenzyme A diphosphatase activity
Source: RefSeq, a predicted model, not a curated record